This is a messenger RNA of Pseudophryne corroboree (corroboree frog), 3442 nucleotides long. It is a transcript of the gene DAXX, whose product is annotated as death domain associated protein. NCBI's taxonomy places the organism in Eukaryota, Metazoa, Chordata, Amphibia, Anura, Myobatrachidae. The record is from RefSeq and is a predicted model, not a curated record. Gene Ontology annotation, molecular function: transcription coactivator activity; histone binding; nuclear androgen receptor binding. Gene Ontology annotation, cellular component: nucleus; PML body. The transcript has 8 exons. Gene Ontology annotation, biological process: nucleosome assembly; negative regulation of DNA-templated transcription; regulation of apoptotic process. Bases 364 to 2988 code for a protein of 874 amino acids.
UCCCGGGGACGGGGACUUAGCGGGUGUCUGUGUGUGUGGGGCCGGCGGGUACUGCACUGGGGUGGCUGUGUGUGUGUAAUUGGGUGUGACACGGGCAUUGGGGUGUCCUGCCAGUGGGGGCUGUGCUGCAGGGUGGGAAGCGGGUCACCGGCACCGGGUAGAGCUGGGCCUGGUGCUCAUGUGAUGCCUGGUCCUGGCUACAUAGGCAGCAAUGUGAUGGAAGGAGACCCCUGGGCUGGCUGCUGACAGCUGUGAGGCUCCUGUUUACUGACAGCUGGAUAAAGGUCAGCAUCGAUCCUCAUGUGCUUCGUCCUGCCAUGCUGACUCUGUCUCAUGUCAGACCUUAAGUUCUGAAAAAGAAAGAUGGCCCAUGCGGGUGAGAUCAUUGUGCUAGACGACGACGAUGAUGACGAGGAGCCACUACAGUGCCCCGAAGCGAAGAAAAGUCCUUGUAAGGCCCCACCGAGGCAGAGUAAUGGGAAGAAGGAAAGUGCCAACGAUAUGAGCGCGGAGAAUAAAAGGCUGUUUGAGGAGUUUGUAGAUUACUGCUCAAAACUAACUUCGGAACACCCAGAGGUAAUCUCCUUUCUUCAGGGACGACACGCCAAGGCCAAUCCUGUAUAUCUUUCUUCUGUCGCUUUCCGCAACACCCUGGGCAGUUGCCUGACCCGGGUACAAAACAAGCGCUCAAAAAUCUUUGUUUAUAUCAAUGAACUGUGCACAGUACUUAAAGCAAAUUCUCAGAAGCGAAAGGUCAGCCUGCACAGCCCAGCCCUUCGGAAUCCUGCUGCGGAAGUAGCGGACGUUGCGAAUGAUGAAGAAAAGGAAACAGAGGAGGCACCAGAAAUUAAAAAAGGUUCAAAACGUCAGAUCCGAUACCUUGAAAAUCUUCUGAGGAUUUACUCUCUGGAGAUCAAGAAGCUGCAAGAGAAGGAGCUGUCUCUAGAGGACUUAGAAGAUGAAGACUCUUCCUACAUCCAGGAAUCUAGACUUAAGCGCAAAUUGUUGCGCAUCUUUGAGAAACUCUGUGAACUUAGAGACUGCCCCAGCCUCACAGGUCGUGUGAUAGAACAAAGGAUACAAUAUCGGGGCACUCGUUAUCCAGAAGUAAACCGCCGCCUGGAAAAGUUCAUCAAUAGCUACCGAGACAUCUUUCCCGAUUAUGGGGAUGUGCUGCGGGUGAUCCAGAAAGCAAACGAGAAGCACAACCUGACUCUGUCGCGCAAGCAAAUGCAAAGCAUGGCUCAGGACGCUUUCCGGGAACUUGGGAACAAGCUGCAGGACAGGAGACAUUUGGACAUGGUGUAUAACUUUGGGAGUCAUCUUACAGACUCCUUUAAGAAUGUUAAUGACCCUGCCCUUCAGGACCAGUCUCUAGCACGACAUCUGCGUGACAAUCGCAAUAUGGCGCUGUCUCAUCUAGACGACAUCAUCAAGAAAUACGCAGAGAUGCAGGAUGAUGGGGAGGAGGAGGAGAGAAAGAAGUGGAAGAGAGAAAGUGAAAUGCCCAGCACCUCUAAGGAUGAAAAGGGGGCCUAUAGCAGUAGGCGUUCCUCAUCGCCAGCAUCAGACGAGGAGGAGGAGGAAGAGUCUGAUGACUCUGACACCGAUAUUGAGGAGGAGUUAAAGCAGUGUGAGCAAAUUGAAGAUGGUGAGGAUGGAGAAGAGGAAGAAGAAAGUCCUGGUGACCAAGAAAACGAUGCCGACCCGAACAUGGAUACAGCGUCUGACCCACAGGUCAUUUCAGGAGGAGAGGAGGAUGGCGAGAAAGGAGAGGAGGAUGGAGAUGAAGACCUUAUUGAGGAGGCAGAAGAAGCAACAGGACAGGAAUCCUCUCCAGCCUCUACGUCUUUGUCAAAUGAUAAAGAAUCCAUAAAUACAUCUUUGGAGUCGGAAGAGGACGUACGGCCUUCUGACACUAUUGGACUACAAUGUAAUGACACCACAACCUCGGCCAAGAUCGAGGAUGAGAACACUAGGGAAGAGGAAGAUGGGGCAAAUCAGAAUAUGACCUCUGGUGAGACCAGCCUUGAGGAUCACACGGAGGUGGAGGACGAAAAUAGUGAUGUGAAAGGAAAGGACGAGAAAGAGGAUGCAGAAGUGCCUUUGGAGUGUGAGCCACCUAUCGGACAGAUAGAGGGUUCUGGGAAGUCAGCGGAUGGGAAAAAUAAUUUAUUACCAGAUAUCAAGGACUCAUUGGCGGAGCAAAAUGAAGGUGAUGAGUCAGGUGAGGAAAACCUCUCCGAAGUAGCAGAUAUUUCACUGGGGGAAAGUGGCGAUGAGAGGACAGUACCUGAAACUGAGCCAUUGUCGCCGUCUGAGAGCGUCAGCAAAGAUUGUUCAACUAGUGAAUAUACUGACGAACCUUGUGAGCAAAGUAGAACGAGGAUAGACACUGAGGUGCGGAGUAUUGAGGAAUCCACUACCACUGAGAUGGAACAGGACUGUGUAGAUACUAGUGUCAAAAAUCAAAGUCCCUCCGGUGGUGAUGUGGGACGUUGUGCAUUGGACGUGGACAGUGGUGAAGUGAACACGGACUGUGACAUGUCCCCUUUGGGCAACAGCAAGGGAGUUGAUGCAGCCACAGAAAUGGAAAACUCUAGUGUGCCUCGCCUAAAACGUGACAAAAGUAAGAUAUUCCUCAAAGACUCCAUUAAACACAGGAAGAUCAAGGAAGAGAGUACGCCAAGCAGGAAGAGGAAAAAGAUCCCUUCGCCUACGCGGACGGAGAAUGGGAUUGUAAAGUACAACGGGAGUGACCAGGGUGACGUACACCUGAAGAGGAAAUGCAUGAAAGCAAAGACAGAUUGCAGUUCACACACUUCUCUCUCCAGCUCCACUGAUGCAGACAGUGAUAAUGACAUAACACUGGACCUGGUAGUGACCUGCAGCCCAACGAACUCUCCACCUAGGUCAUCUGAACAGUGCACAAAGUCUCAUGCCUCUACGCAGUGCGACCCGGACGAAGUGAUUGUUCUCUCUGACUGACUACUUUGUACAGUAAAUUUGAGGCAAAGGUGUCUGGGACCAUUUGGGGAGGGGGUGGUGUGUACUUGAGUGGUGUGUCUGGAUAUUAGGAGAAUAGAAGCCACGUGUUACCAAUGUGGAGAGAGCGCGCAUUAUGAUAGGAGUGAUAAGUGGGUGAAUUCACGGGACUCCAUAAGUAGCCAUUAGGACCUGGACCUCAGGGUAUGUCCCCGUGAUGUCUCAAGCUCCCCCUUGUGGAUGUGUUAGUAGAAGGCCUUUGAGAAGAGUGAGCCUAUAGGGAUAUUUUACUUGUGUCUGAGUGGAUAUCACCUUGGGAUAUCUUAAUUAUCUCCCUGGGGAAUUUUUGGAUAUCUUUUCCUACAAAUACCCUUCUUUACUUUUUUUUUUUUUUUUUUUUUUUUGUAAAAAAGGAAAAAAGAAAAAAAACCUUUGAGAAUAAAUCUUUGUUUUAUUA